AUGGCAUUGCCGCUCGAUGUGGAUACUUUGGUAUAUCGCUUGCAAAGCUUGGGUGCGCCAAAGGAGCUCAAUUACAUCGAGUACUUCGCAGGUGCCUUGGCUGCCCAAGGCUUUGCGUUACAAUACUCAGGCUGUGCAUGUUUGAAGCAAGCUAAAAUGAUCGAGGUGAUGCUUGUCUACCCGUUUGGCUGGUGGAUGGGCAUGUAUGGUGCUCCGACGCCGAAGCGUCACAAAGGAUUCUCGAACAGCAAGUGGGCUGCUGCGUUCAAUCUUGGCAAGCUGAAGGCCAAGGCUUUCCGGGCACAACAGGAUCCAGACCAAAAGUCGACAGUGCGGUACGAGGACAAGAACGGGAACAUGAGAUGGAAGGGGUCUAGCAAGCUCAAGUCAACACAGGUAUAUCCGGUGCGAUUUGGACAUCGAGCUGUGCGUCUGAUGCCACGUCUGAAAACCAGAGGGGAGGGAAUGCCCAAGCACCCACCAGGGCCCAAGGAAGGCCCAUUAAUCUUUGAACAAAUGGGGUGGGACAGUGAAGUUGAUUGGAGUGAUGCUCGAAUGACCCCUGUUCUUGUCUACUUGAGAGGCAACGCUUCACUGAAGCUACCCCAGAGAUGGCGAGAAGUGUUCCCGACACAUGUAUGA
This is a messenger RNA of Durusdinium trenchii, 642 nucleotides long. NCBI's taxonomy places the organism in Eukaryota, Dinophyceae, Suessiales, Symbiodiniaceae. The record is from the annotation of a GenBank genome assembly.